UUUUUCCAUUUAAUUUUAAUUUCUCUCUCUGUAUUUGUUUCAUUCGAAUCGAACCUUCACGCAUUAACCGUUGCGAAGUUCGCCGGAGAAUCGGGUAUGGCCACCGCUCUACGAUGAACACUUCAUAGGACACCAUGGCGGAGCAAACCAGCGCCGCCGUCAACGACGGCGAACCAGAACCGCGACAAAACGAACACCACCAAAACCACAACAACAACAAGAGCAACGACACCGACAACGAGAGGAGUACAUCAGAUCCAGAACUAUUCUGCUGUUUGCUUCAGCCAGCCACCGCCGAGGGCGAUCCCGAGUACAUCGGCAUUCGCCGCCUCCUCCUUUCUCGGAAGGCCGAGGCCGGCGUUCUCCGCCGCAGAGACUGGAGAUGCAAUGGCAAAACUUACGUGGCGUACCGGAAUUACAUAAGUAGGCCUAGGAACUGGGAAAGGGAUAGUUUACGCACCCCAAGUCUCCAGAGUACUCCAGGAAACAGUGGCCGAUGGUUUCCAUCUCCAACUCCACACGGGACCCGUUGGUCUGAGGUGGACAGCUUGAGUUCUGGGCGGGAUCUGCAAAAUGCAAAUCCAGUAUAUAAUCAUAGAACAAGUUUUGGCUCAAGUGUAAGUGAUUCUGAUCGUCCUAGACAUUGUGGGGUUGAGGCUGCCUAUUCUUUUGUUGGAAUGCAUUGCAUCUUUGAUCAGUGCAAAGCCUCUGUUACGGUGUUGAAGUUUGGGCACAUGAGUUCUGAUCUACUUGCUUAUGGGGCAUCAGAUGGAACCUUGACUGUGUGCAGUGUAUCUGAGAAUCCUUCAGUCAUCAAACAAUUAAACGGGCAUUCCAAAGAUGUAACAGAUUUUGAUUUUACAUCAAACAAUCAAUACAUUGCAUCGUCUUCAUUGGAUAAAACCGUGAGAGUAUGGGAGAUAGCAAAAGGUAUUUGCAUACGGGUGAUAUAUGGAGUCUCUUCACAAUUGUGUAUCCGUUUUCACCCUGUAAAUAACAACUUCCUUUCAGUAGGCAAUGCAAACAAAGAAAUCAAUGUGUUCAAUUUUAGCACUGGAAGGGUAAUUAAUAGAUCAAUAUUUGACAGUGAAGUUACCUCUAUGGACCAUGAUCAUACAGGACAUCUUUUAUUUUGUGGAGAUGCACAGGGAUGUAUAUACUCAGUAAAUAUGAACUCCCACACAGGUGUACUAUCUCGCUCUCAUCGUUACCGAAGUAGCAGCAGACACAAAUCUGCUGUCACAACAGUGCAAUAUCGGAGUUUCUCUCUACUGGCUCGGGGACCUGUGUUGUUGACUUGUACCCAGGAUGGAAACCUGUCUUUCUUCAGUGUGGCUUUGGAGAUAAAAGGUUAUUUAACUCUUAGAUGCUCGCUCAAAUUAGCUCCACGUAUACACAAAAUUCAAGCUUCUUUCUGUCCUCUUCUUUCCCUUGAAAAAGGAGAAUUCAUAGUUGCUGGAAGUGAGGACUCAAAUGUCUAUUUCUAUGAUUUAACGAAGCCAAAGAAUACAUGUGUGAACAAGCUACAGGGUCAUCGGUUUCCUGUAAUGGGUAUUGCCUGGAACCAUGGAGAAAACUUGUUGGCUUCAUCUGAUUUUUAUGGCAUAGUAAUUGUGUGGAAGAGAGAAAGAUCACAUCAAAAGCGAAAUACGUAACAACAGAGGUUUAAAGCGUUUAUAGUUGAGGACUAGUGAAGAUAGCUUUCUUUGCUUUGUUUUCCUUUUUCUUUCACUUUUACCAUUCUCCUUUUGUAUUUUUUUUGUGCUAUUAUUUUUUAUUUAUUUUUGCUGCAAUGUACUUUGUACCCAUGAAGUGAGAAUCAAUUAAUCACCCACAGCCUCACAGUAAACGGAGGAAAUUAUAUUCAAAAAGUGUUCUGUUUUGCGAGGAAGAAAAUGUAUUCUCAGACGUGAUAGGGAUUUUGUAUACGAAUUAUGAGGAAUAUAUUUUGGUUUGACAUUGUCCUCUAUGUAAUUUUGUACAAUCAAAGAAUAAGGAAUUUUUGUCUGAAUUAGCAUUUA
Messenger RNA from Glycine soja, 2021 nucleotides. RefSeq names its product WD repeat-containing protein 13-like. The transcript is spliced from 12 exons. Gene Ontology annotation, cellular component: nucleus. Lineage: Eukaryota; Viridiplantae; Streptophyta; Magnoliopsida; Fabales; Fabaceae. The coding region runs from base 135 to 1655 and encodes 506 amino acids. The record is from RefSeq and is a predicted model, not a curated record. Gene Ontology annotation, molecular function: protein binding; promoter-specific chromatin binding.